Molecule: messenger RNA, 1299 nt
Organism: Eremomyces bilateralis CBS 781.70
Lineage: Eukaryota; Fungi; Ascomycota; Dothideomycetes; Eremomycetales; Eremomycetaceae
Product: MSF1-domain-containing protein
Exons: 1
Coding region: 238-1059 (273 amino acids)
Biological process (GO): phospholipid transport
Cellular component (GO): mitochondrial intermembrane space
Molecular function (GO): phosphatidic acid transfer activity
Source: RefSeq, a predicted model, not a curated record
AAAUAAUUCCCUCCCUUGUGAACGUCAACUCUCUAUCUCGUCUUUCACCAACAAUUCACCGUUCACAUAUUGGAGUCAUCGGGACGGUAGAAACGUGUUAAAUGCCUUCAUUUUGACCACCGAUUGACUGCCUGCUCUAGGUAUGGUGGUCCCCCAUCCGAUCAACCCCCAAUUUGCCACCUGAGCGAUCGAAGCUGGUUCCAUCACCAUAUCAAGAACCCCCCGACGAGAUCCAUCAUGGUGAAAGUCUACACGUCCACUUACGCCUACGACCACGCCUUCCCCCUCGUCUCCCUGGCCUACUUCCUCCGCUACCCCAAUCCCUACAGCACCCACGUGCAAUCCACCGAUGUCAUAUCCCGCCAGUUCGACCCACAAACCCGUCAACUCACCACCACCCGCCUCCACCUCAAGCGCUCCAAGCUCCCUUCCGCCGUCCUCCGCCUCAUCCCCCGCUCCCUCCUCGGCGCCACCGCCGCCGGCGACAGCCAGAGCUACAUCCUCGAGACCAGCGUCGUCGAUGUGAACGCAGGAUGGAUGAAGACUGAGAGCCGGAACCUGGAGUGGACGGGCGUCCUGAGCGUGGUGGAACGGCAGGAUUAUUACCGGCAGGGGGAGCUGCGCCCAGCGUCGCCGGCAUCGUCGACAUCGUUCGCGCAAACUUCCUCGGACCUAUUGCCCUCGGCGCUCCUACAAGGAAAGACGGAUGUCGUGGCCUCCGUAACCCUGCGAUCUCCGUUCGGCGAGAACGUUAAGAAGCGAAGAGCGGCGGCGGCCGCUGCAAAAGCUGCCGGAGAUCAAACGGAAUCGGAACCGAAAGUCGGGUUUUUCCGAUCCUGGUCGCAAGGCUCGAUUCAGCGGUCCAUCGAGCUGAUCGGGCUGAACAAAGCGCGAAAGAGCCAACCGAACGCGAAAGAAGGGAUGAAAGUGGUUCUGGAACGACUGAGAGAAGGGGGGAUCGUCGGGGUGCUUGAAGGCAUGCGCCGGGAUCGAGAGACGGCGUUUGCGACGGGCCUGCAUGUCCCAGGGAACCACGGUCACGAUGAUGAUGAUGGGUGAGGAAAAGUCAUGCAUGGGAUCCUUUCCGAUAUUUCAGCGCUGGUGUUGGGUCUGGGAUUGUUCUACUCCGACAUUGUAACAAAAUCCAUGUAAUCAUAAGGUCGUCCAAAGGGACGAAGACCCGUCGUUCGGUGCAAUUGUACACGAUUUGUGGUUGGUCACUCGAACCUUAGCUACACCAAUUGACCUGUAACAUUUUGGGUAUCUUUCCAUUGAACUCAAUAGCCCAAUGCUCAUCCA